UUCAUUAAAAAUAACCUCUGGAAAACAUGAUAGAUGGCAUGAUGUUGUUUCUAGAGAUUAAGAUUAUUAAUGUGGCAGUAUGUUUUCAUAAAAUGAUGUGAAAAUAGACUCAAAAUGAAAACUACAGGUGAGAGGCUAUUGCUUGAAUAAAAUUGGAGAAGACCUGACCUGCUUUGAUUCGACUAUGGAACGGGAAAAGGAUCUAAGGCGCAGCCAGUCUUUGAAGAGUCUCCCCUCGCAGUCUGACAAGGCGAUCUGGACAGAUGCAGGACUGCAGGACAGGACGAUAUCUGUGUCCCAGUUAGUGGCCAGGUAUCAAACUACAGUGAAAAAAAGGACAUCAAGUCAACCUGCGCCAGAGAAUAAUGUUGAAGGAAAUGCAAAGAAACCACUAAUGGAGAUGACUCCAUCUCCCCUGAACAGCAGAGAGACUCAUCUGGAGUCCCUUCUGAAGAGAAAUGAAGAGCGGGAGAGAGUUCGGGCCACAGCCACCCUGACCCGCAGUAAAUCAGUGGGUAGCCUCCAAAACAGCACUGGGUCCAUAGAGGCCUUGAAGGCUCUUUUUGAGUUGAAGACAACGGCAAAGCUGAAACCAAAGAGCAGUUUUAGAACUGGAAACGUAGCAUUAGGUUACGCUGUGGAUGAGCCAGUGAUGAAUGGAGAGACUGAGGAUGUGCAGAGUGCUACAGAGGAGCAGAAAAAACCUGCUGAAAAGAAAACUAAAAAGGAGCCAAAAGAUGAUUUUCUGACUCAAAAGGUGGUGAAUCAGACCCAGACAGAGAGGAACAAAACAAUAGCGGGCAUUGAUUUUGAAAAGCUUGCAGCAUCUGAAGCUGAUGAAAAGAGGAGGUCAGCUGCUGACUUCAGAGACAGCUCUUUCAUCCAAACCACAGAGAUACCGUCUGUCUCGGUCAAAGCUAUGUCUGCUCUCUAUAUGUCAAAAGUGGCAAAUAAGGAAUCACCAGACAGGCCUUCUAAAGUGGAAAAGGAUCAAGCUCAACCACGAGAUUUGGGAAAGUGGACCACGCUAACUAAGAUGGAUGAAGACUCUGAACAAAGAAAAGAUGACUAUCCACCACAGCCCCCAGAAGAGCCUGAAAAGGGACUUGAAGACAUUGCUGACGGACAUUCUGAACAGUUGAUGUCUUCCCAACUUGCCAGAGAAAAGUUAUUCCAACAACGACAGAAAAACGAGCUGAGACGGCUCCUAAAACAUACCUGCCCAGAGAUAAAGAUGCUGGAUGAUGUUGUGAAUGAGGAGUUUGCUGAAGUGUUGAGCUCUAAAUCAGAGUCUGGUGGGGAGACCGGAUAUGAGGGAGAGGUUCUUUCAAGAUGCUUGAUAUUUGAAAACCGUGGCAGCAGCUACAGCAGCCCAAAGACCUGUGUAGAAGAGGGAGCUGUGGAAAGACAGGAUUAUCGGAAAAUAUCAGCGGUUUUGGAAGGGCUAAAAGAUGAGCCUUGCACUAAGAGUUGUGAAGGGAUGAUGAUAAGUGAUAAAUCUCCUGACUUAACAUUAAAUUAUAAUAAAGAAGUAGAGGAACAGAUAACAAAAAUAGAUGUUAAAGCUACAAGAAAGGUAUUUGAGAAUAAGUGUUCAAGCACCGUAAAGCCAGAUGAGAAUCAGAGGAAUGUUACUAUGGUUUUGAACAAACCAUCUGAAAUAUCUUCUGCUGAUAGCAUACAAGGCGAUAACAAAAGUGGGGAUAAGAAUUUAGAAGAACAAAAGCUGUGUGCUAGUGCUGUUGGUAAAAGUACAGAAUAUGACAUUUCUUGCAGAGAGGCAUUUCCCUGUAAUGAUUUCCCACUUGAGGGAAGUUUCAUAAGUUGUACUGAAUCAGAAAGAAAAAGAGAAAUAAUAAAAACAAAUGCAGCACUUUUCCAAAAUAACCCCUUUAUUUCCUUUAACAUUGAAAGAGAGAAUUUUUUAAGCCAUCCAUCAAAAACUCAAAAUCAAAGCAUUGUAGCAAGUGAAGACUAUCCGAUUGCCAACGUAAAGAACAGAACACAUCUGUUUGAAUCGAUGCCAUUUGAUAAAAUUAGACAUCAGAAUCAGGAUGAAAUUGAGACACUGGUGGAAAAUAUCAAAGAAACGUUAAAUUUCCUCUACCACGUGAAAGCCAUUCACUCAGAUGGGGUAAUUAUUGAGGUUAACGAGACAAUGAUCGCUAAAAAGGCACAGUUCCUAAUAUCAGGCAGGGGACCUGAGAUAAAAUACGAUAAGGUGGCUGAAGGUGGUGCACAAAAUUUUAUAGUCCAGCUGCUACCGCGGGUAAACCUAAAACCUCAGAUAAUUUACCUUAAGGAAGAUAAUAAAGGAUUUAUGGAGGCCACAGUGGUGGAUGCACUGGCUCACCAGCAUAGAUUCAGUGCAAACAAAGACGCUGAGUUAAAAACUGCCAAUGUAGUACAGUUGGUUGAGGAUAUCCUCAUUCAGGACAACUCCCUGAGAAAAGGGGUAAUCAUUCAAGAAGAUGCCAGAAACGGUGCAAAAGUCAUUGUUUAUUCCCUCUACAAAUACUUUGAUGAAGAAGACGUGAAGAGCUACAGCCCUCCAAACAGUGCAGAUCAUGAUGAACCUGAGGCAGAAACAGUCCCAGUUUCAAAGAGCAUCCAAGACCAAUCCAGGUCAGGGUCAAUUAGGGCCAAUGUCAAAUUGUUCAAAACUUGCAUCGAAAAGGGUGACCUGGGAUAUUUAAGAUCACUUCAUGAUGAUGAACAAACCAUUCACAAUACUGAACAUAGUCAAAGUGAAGUAGCUGUCAGGCUGGAUGAUGAAUCUCAUCAUCACCAUAUAAGUAAUCCAACUGAAGAGUGUAUCCAAGUGGAUGUAAAAAAACUAAAAGGCAUGUUCUCUGAAGGAACAAGUCCUAAUCGUAGUAAAUGUGUCAAAUCUUCUGCAGUGACAUCUGGAAAAAGUCAAUCUCCUAUAGAAUGCAAUACAGGAGCAUUCUUGUUUCCACAGUCCAACAAUAGUUUUAAUGCUUGCUUUGGUCAAGGGCUUAAAGAAGUUCUGGCAAAUUCUGAACAUCAAAAUCAAAACAGAGUUCAACAAGGUAAAAUGGCAGAAGCCUACACAGAAGAACUGUGUGAAAUACCCACUGUAACACUGUCAGGAGCAGAAGCAGAAUCAGCUCAAGAAAUUUCAAGCACAAAAGUGGAAUCAUGCUUAGAAAAAAGUAAUAAAUCUCCAUUAGUUGAAGGAAUUUUCUCAGCACCUGAAUCAGACUGGUUACCCAAAAACACAGAAACAGUCAGUGAAGAGGCCAGUUCUAAGAACGAGCACACCUCCGAAACAUGCAACAAAAUUAAUGAAGGAUUUAGAGAAUUAGCUAAAAAUGAAAACGUUAAAAUUUCUUUGGUUCCUGAACAAAUUUCAGAAGCAAAACCUGAACAACAAGAAGAAGUUUGUUGUCAGGGCACAAUACAAGCAGCUUUGGAUUCCUUGGAGAAGUCUAAUAUCAAUGUGACAAGAGGAGACAUCAGGGCAGCUAUGAUAUACAGACAGUCCAACAAAUCUUAUCAGAAAAACUCGCAAAGUUAUGUUCAAAAGCACAGUACUACAGACUUUUGCUUUUUGGCUGAGCCUAAAUCAAAUCAAGAACAACAAAAGCCAGAAACACCCAACCAAGAAGUAACAGUGGCAAAUGUGGAGCCUCCACACCUAACAACAGCAAAUACUGAGCCUCUACACCUAACUAAAGACCCACUACACCUACCCAUGACUGCAUCAAAUGCAGAGCCUUCUCACCCCUCUGUAUCACCACUAAACCUAAAAGUGACUCUGUUAGAUGCAGAACCUCCACACCCAACUAAAGAACCACUAAACGUAGAUGUGAAUGUAAUGAAUGCAGAGCCUCCACACCCAGCUAGAGAAGCACUGAAGCAAAAAGUAAUUGUGACAAAUUUGGAGCCUCUGCACCCAGCUGAAGGACUGAUGGACAUACAAGUGACUGUGUCAAAUGCAGAGCCUCCAUGCCCAACUACAGAACCACUCAACCAAGAAGUAACUGUGGCAAAUGUGGAGCCUUCACACCCAACUAAAGAACUAUUAAACCUAGAAGUGACUUUGUCAGAGGCAGAGUUUCCACACCCAACCAAAGAAACACUAAACCUAAAAGAGACUGUAGUGAAUGCAGAGUAUCCACACCCAUCUAAAGAACUGCUAAACCAAGAAAUGACUGUGGCAAAUGUGGAGCCUCCAUGUCCAACUAAAAUGCUGCUCAACCAAGAAGCCACUGUUGCACAUGUGGAGCCUUCACACCCACCUAAAGAACCAUUAAACCUAGAAGUGGCUGUGCCAGAUGCAGAGCCUCCACACCCACCAAAAAAGCCACUCAACCAUGAAGCAGCAAUGGCAAAUCUCAAGCCUCUACAUCCAACUGAAGAUCCAGUAAAGCUGCAAGUGAAUGUGGCAAAUGCAGAGCCUCCAUGCCUAACUAAAGGAUUACUAAACCAAGACGUAAAUGUGGCAAAUGCAGAGCCCCCACAUCCAAUCAAAACCCAUAACAGGCCUUCUCAGGGUGUUGUGUCAACAAAAAGCAAAAGAAUCACUGGCCCCAAACCACCAAUUCCACCUAAACCUGAACAUUUGAAAGAGAAACAAGAAGUAAGUCAGCCAUCUGCUAGUAGGCAUCCAGAGGAACACAAAAUUAGUACUAUGGGAACUGAAGAAAUGUUCUGUCAGGUUUCCCAGCCAUCAGUAACAACAUUGUUCUUAGGUCAAGAAGACACUACCAAUAAGUCAGUGGAUCAUCAUGAAAACUACAAUUUAGACAAAUCUACGAAGAUGUUGCAACAAAUAAAAGGGAAGUCUGACAUACAAUGUUUGACUAUGCUCUUAGAGAGUAAUGAAACAGAUAUAAGAAAAAUAAAUGAACAACAAAAGAUUGAAACCAUAGAAAAGAAAGAUAUGUCUGAAAGCGCAUUCGUACAUGACAUAAUAUCUGAAACAGAUGAAACCCAUAUAAAUUUCCAUGAGGCCCGGCAAAAAUUCACCGGCAAAGUUGUGUCAUCAAAAAAGACGGCCCCUGUAAAGCCAAAACGAGUAAAACAUGUUCAGUCCUGUGACAAAACCCAAAAACACUUAACAGGAGAAUGCACUACAGAUGGCACUGUCCACAUUGGAGCUGAUCCAUCAUCCAGCAACUGUGAAAUAACUGCUGACAGUGCAGAUAGGCAUUACAAGGACGCAAAGCAAGACAUCAAAGUUGAGAUGAGGGAAAAGAAAGCAAGAAUGGAAACAGAUGAUGAACGCAGACAGCGACUGUCCAUACACAUGGAUGAGAUUGUCAGAGGAAACGUAACUGCGGCAAUGGAAAUCUUUGAACACUUGAGAAAGCAAGAGCAACUGCAAAGCAUUCUGAGUCGUGUAGAAGAAAUUGAAAGCGACACGAGUGAGGUUGAUGUGACAUCUCUCAGGAGAGUAUUUGAGAACUUCCCUGACUGGAUUGUCAAUACAGACAAAACAGGACGAAAGAAGGUCAAAGCAGAAAAUAAAGACAAAGUGAUACAGUCGUCAGCAGACAAAAAACAUUGCAAGUCCUCAAUGGAGCAUGUUUAUGGAGAUCUUGAGCGUGCUAGUGAGGAAAUAAUAAAUCUUAAAGAGCAGACUCUUGCUAGACUUAAGGAUAUAGAGGACACCAUUAAGAAAGCACUUCUUUCUGUUUCUUCACUAAAAUCUGACUCAGAUAUUGCAAAUUUAUCAAAUCUGCUCAAAGAAUCCCUGGGGGUUGUGCAAGAAUCUCCCCAUUCUAGUAAAAUAAGCAAAACUGAUUUAAGCAGAACCAAACCACAGCAAUCAGAAGAAAGUUAUUUUCCACAAAGAAGCAGCUCUACAGGCACUGCAGCAGCUCCUACCACAGAUCAGUUUUCUACAAAGCAACAGCAAAGCCCUCCAUCUUCACCUGCAUUCAUUUCUAUUCAGUCAGCAGCAAGAAAAACAGAUAAAACAGACGCUGUGCCACCAGAAACUUUAAUCUGUAUGAAGUGUCAGUUGAGCCCGAGGCCAGAAGGAAAAUUCAGAACCACAAAGACAGUGAUGUGCAACAGCCCCACUCAAGGUAAAAAAGUAAAACCCAAGAAAGGAGAAGGACAGCAAACUUCUAACAGCCAACAAAAUCGAGAGCUUAGUGUGCUCCAGGUACAAACUGACAGCGAAGGGAACAGCAUCAGAGGGACAGCAGUGGAAAACUAUGAGAGGACAGAUGACUCUGAUAACAGGUCUUAGACAUCCAAAGCCUCUGCUCUUGUUGCUACUCAGCCAGAAAGCAAAACAAGUCAGGCUGUAAUCCAGAGGUUCAGCAGCCAGUAAAUCAGGUUAAUGAUUUGGGUAUCUGGACAGAUAAGUGUUUGUCUUUCAUGUUCUCACAACAUGUUCAUUAUCUACUAAGUACUUAUUUGAGUGCUAAAUAGAAUGAUCUUUUAUAAGUUUAUUGCUGAAGGUAUUUCUUAGGUUUUUAACUGUUGCUACUUCAGCAUUACGUCACUUGGUUUUUGCUCUACUUUGCAUUUGAAUUUUAGUACUUUUUACAUUUCUAUCAGCAACUUUCUAAUAAAUUCUUUUUGUGAAAAUCCUUCUUGAGCUUGAAGUAAACCUAGUCUCAUUUUUCU
Messenger RNA from Xiphophorus maculatus (southern platyfish), 6609 nucleotides. RefSeq names its product xin actin-binding repeat-containing protein 1-like. Gene Ontology annotation, biological process: actin filament bundle assembly; actin cytoskeleton organization. Lineage: Eukaryota; Metazoa; Chordata; Actinopteri; Cyprinodontiformes; Poeciliidae. The coding region runs from base 185 to 6226 and encodes 2013 amino acids. The record is from RefSeq and is a predicted model, not a curated record. Gene Ontology annotation, molecular function: actin filament binding. Gene Ontology annotation, cellular component: actin cytoskeleton; plasma membrane; focal adhesion. The transcript is spliced from 8 exons.